Molecule: messenger RNA, 1170 nt
Organism: Pecten maximus
Lineage: Eukaryota; Metazoa; Mollusca; Bivalvia; Pectinida; Pectinidae
Product: extensin-like
Exons: 2
Coding region: 1-1170 (389 amino acids)
Source: RefSeq, a predicted model, not a curated record
AUGGAGAGGAAACCAGGAUUGAUGACAAUCUCACACCCAACAACCCCACACCCAACAACCCCAAACUGGAAAAUCCCACACCUAACAACCCCACAUCCGACAACCCCACACCCAACAACCCCACACCCGACAACCCCACACCAAACAACCCCAUACCCAACAACCCCAAACCAGAAAAUCCCACACCCAACAACCCACACCCGACAACCCCACAACAAACAACCCCAUACCCAACAACCACACACCCAACAACCCCACACCCGACAACCCCACACCCAACAACCCCACACCCAACAACCCCAUACCCGACAACCCCAUACCCGACAACCCCACACCCGACAACCCACACCAAACAAUCCCAUACCCAACAACCACACACCCAACAACCCCACACCCGACAACCCACACCCAACAACCCCACUACCGACAACCCCACACCCAACAACCCCAUACCCAACAACCCCAUACCCGACAACCCCACACCCGACAACCCCACACCCAAACAAUCCCAUACCCAACAACCACACACCUGACAAUCUCACACCCAACAACCCCACACCCAACAACCCCACACCCAACAACCCCACACCCCAACACCCCACACCGACAACCCCACACCCCACAACAACCCCACACCCAACAACCCCAUACCCAACAAACCCCAUACCCAACAACCCCACACCCGACAACCCACACCAAACAACCCCAUACCCAACACACAACAACCACACCCAACACAACCCCACACCCAACAACCCCACACCCAACAACCCCACACCCGACAACCCCACAACCAACAACCCCACACCCGACAACCCACACCCAAACAACCCCACACCCAACAACCCCACACCCGACAAACCCCACACCAAACAACCCCAUACCCAACAACCACACACCAACAACCCACCCAACAACCCCAAACCGGAAAAUCCCACACCCAACAACCCCACACCCAACAACCCCACACCCGACAACCUCACACCAAACAACCCCAUACCCAACAACCCCAAACCGGAAAAUCCCACACCCAACAACCCCACACCCAAAAACCCCACACCGGAAAAUCCCACACCCAACAACCCCACACCCAACAACCCCACAUCCGACAACCCCACAACCGACAAUCCCACACCCUUCAAUCUCACAUCCAACAACCCCCACACCUGA